UGUCUUAUUAUACCCUUUGUAUGCUCACCCUGUUUGUCAUUGCGUUAUUAUGCCCUCUGCAGGCAUGGUGAUUAUUGGGAUUUUCUUACUGGCUUUCGGGCGACUCGUUGCUGGAGUGUGUAAUACCGAAACAGGACCGGCCGGAAGUUUGGAAUGCGUCGCCUUUAAAGACUACAACUACAAAUACCAGUGGAGCACGUGUCUCUCCGACGCCUAUAUACAGCGAAAAUCUGGCGGAACGCAUCAGUGCGUUGAUCGCACAGCCGUGUACUGCUAUUAUCAGUGCAUGCUGGAGAGUCACGAGCUAGAAACAGGCCCUGUUUACUACGACUGCGCAUGUGACCCAAACUCGCCACUGAAAUCCCCGCUGCCAGCCAAGUGUUACAGCCCAGAUGGGACGGAUUGCUCUUGGCCAAAUACCCAUGCAAAGAAUCUGGAAGUUCUUACGCUAUCGGAUUUGGCGAUAAAUUCUGCACUCUGUACGACCAACAUAAGUCUAAGUUUGAUACGACUGGGCAGCAGUGGAUUGACGCUGUUCGAAGGUGUCUCCAGGUAG
This is a messenger RNA of Dreissena polymorpha, 556 nucleotides long. RefSeq lists its product as uncharacterized. The record is from RefSeq and is a predicted model, not a curated record. Bases 50 to 556 code for a protein of 168 amino acids. The transcript is spliced from 4 exons. Lineage: Eukaryota; Metazoa; Mollusca; Bivalvia; Myida; Dreissenidae.